AUGACCACCAACUUUGUCUCGGACGAAAUGCAUAGUCCAAUUGAAGACGAUAUUAACGCUUCAACUGCCGAAGCGGUAGAGUUUGAGAGUUCCCAAUCGUUGAUAAUGCAUCCAACAGCUCCAGAAAACGAGGCUCAUGCAGAAGCAGAAUCGGGUAAUGAGCAUCGCGGAGCUCAAGCAGCUUCGUUGACUGGGUUAUACAUAUCGCAUUUCUUGUCAACAUGGAAUGCUAGGACCUAUGAAUUUGCGGCUGUCGUAUUCACUGUUGAGGCCUUCCCGAAUACACUUCUUCCAGCGUCGAUUAGGUUAGUGCUCCCGCCGCAUGAUACAUCUAAAUCUAGCGAAAUAUAUCAAGAAAAAUGUAAUGGAGAUAUCGUGGUUGUUUAUCACUGA
Molecule: messenger RNA, 393 nt
Organism: Orbilia oligospora ATCC 24927
Lineage: Eukaryota; Fungi; Ascomycota; Orbiliomycetes; Orbiliales; Orbiliaceae
Exons: 2
Coding region: 1-393 (130 amino acids)
Biological process (GO): iron ion transmembrane transport
Cellular component (GO): membrane
Molecular function (GO): iron ion transmembrane transporter activity
Source: RefSeq, a predicted model, not a curated record